UCAAAGUACAAAGUAUACUCCAGUUACCAGAUACCAAAAUGGCGGACAGGGUGGAGGAGCGAGUGAAGCCUGCGGCAGAUAAUGAAGGGGUCGAGGACACGGCAAACUGUAAGAAAACGACCGACCCUCACCAGCCCACUGCCAGACCUGAAAUAAGUCACAAUGUGCCCCCUCCCUCUCUGCCGUCGGGAGAGAAGCGGAAGGCUCCCUCGAGCCCGGACGAAGGAAUGCAGAAGAAGGCGAAACCGUUCACAAUGAAUUUUGGGACGAAGGCAAAAGGAGGAACUGGUGAGAUAGAGAAGAAUAAUGGUGUAAAGUCAGGUGGGAGCACGAUGAAGUGUGAAACUGCAAAACCUGUCAAAUCAAUCUCGUUAAAACUGGCCCAGAAACCCAAGGAGGCUGAACUGAAGGCACCCACCAGCAGGGCUGUUGCCAAAGCCUUUGCAGAGGACAGUGAUGAAGAUGAAGAAGAGAUGCCGCCAGAGGCCAAGAUGAGAAUGAAGAACAUUGGCAGGGAAACUCCAACCUCAGCAGGCCCCAACUCCUACAACAAGUCCAAGUACGGCUUCAACGACCACGCGCGGGUCUGGAAGAAAAGUGUGGAUGCAAAACUUGAGAAACCAAACAAGGACAAGAAGUGAAUCAAAGCCAGAGCCAUCAAGAAACUAUUUAUAAAGUCACAGGCUUGUUAGCCAAAUCUUUGGAAGGCAUGCUCCAGUUUGACUCCACUUAAACUCUGCCUGGAACAGAAUUUUUCUGUGCAGAAUAAGAAAAUAGACACGUCGUCAAACACUUGUCUCCAUUAAAAUUAACAUCUGUAAAAAAAGGACAUUUUCCUUCUAGAUAGUACAUAUAAUACUCACAGCCUAUCGCAAUUGUUCCUGGUCGAACAAGAAACAGAAAAAAACUUUCAUCUUUAUCAAAGACCAGACUUGUAAACGAUUCAAAUUGGGCAGCUGACCUUAGUAAACAAAGGAUUAAACUGCUCUUUUAAUGGGGCUAAUUAUUUUGGAUUAAAAACCCUAACCCACUUAGGGCCUUUUGCUGAGGCACACCCUCAAUCUUCCAAAAUCCUCCAGUGGCCCAAGUCCAAAAAAUUUAUCCUCAACCCUCCGAAAUCUGCCGAUCUUUGCACUUAUUCUGAGAAAGAGAGGUACCCAGCUCCUCCGUCCUUCAAUAUCCUCCGGCAAUUCCUGCCAUUAUGUUGAGGCAUGGCGAAUGGCUUUCUCAAGCAGUGCUGUCGAUUUUGAAGGAAUGUCAAGCUGACUUUAUGCAUGGCUAAGCAUAAACCACGCAAGGUCCAACCCACGACCUUCACACAUGGCAUCCUUCCCAAUCAGCCAUACACUUUUGCCACUCGUUGUCAAUCUCCAAAAUCCUCCAAAACCACCCAAAGGAUUUUGGAGGAUUUGUUUGGACAGUUUUGUUUCCUUCUGCAUGUGUUUUCACAGUAGGUUUUUGUUUACAGAAAUGUUUGAAAGCAUAUAGAAGAUGUUAGACAGUGGAGUUUGCAGGUUGAAAAAAGCAAAGCAUUUUCAUUAGAUUAAACUUGAGGAAAUCGGUCAGCAUGUGAAUAAAUAGUUCAGGAAUUUUAACUUUUUCCCCCUUCGUGCUUGGGCUAAAUGCUGCAUGUUAUUUUUUGUUUAACCAAGAUCAGAAAGAAAACAUUGGAUGGAUAAGCGUCUUUUUGAAAACAAACGAAGUGAGGGCAACUUGUGCCAGGGUUUCUGUGCCACAGUGUAGCCUUCACUCAAGCCGUUGGUACACAUGCCUCUCACUCUACAAAUGAGCGCUGGGAUCUUCAAGGCGAAGGCUGAAACAUGCCUUCAUUUGCUUUCUGUGUAAUAGUUGCACGAAUAAUUUAAUUCUGUUGUUGAUUUUGUUCAAAAUUAGGAAUUUCCUUUUCUAUGCUGUAACAUUGAGAUGGAAAAUUGGAUUUGAAAGGGGAAUAAAAAGAAAUUGUAUUAUAUGUGUAAAUAAAUUUUAAA
This is a messenger RNA of Acanthaster planci (crown-of-thorns starfish), 1988 nucleotides long. RefSeq lists its product as uncharacterized. Lineage: Eukaryota; Metazoa; Echinodermata; Asteroidea; Valvatida; Acanthasteridae. The record is from RefSeq and is a predicted model, not a curated record. Gene Ontology annotation, cellular component: nucleus. Gene Ontology annotation, biological process: proteasome-mediated ubiquitin-dependent protein catabolic process; protein ubiquitination.